Messenger RNA from Aspergillus homomorphus CBS 101889, 905 nucleotides. Its product is annotated as MGMT family protein. The record is from RefSeq and is a predicted model, not a curated record. NCBI's taxonomy places the organism in Eukaryota, Fungi, Ascomycota, Eurotiomycetes, Eurotiales, Aspergillaceae. Gene Ontology annotation, biological process: DNA repair. The coding region runs from base 298 to 831 and encodes 177 amino acids. Gene Ontology annotation, molecular function: methylated-DNA-[protein]-cysteine S-methyltransferase activity. The transcript has 2 exons.
AAGCUUGCUCCUAGCUUAUAACCUCACUACCGCUCUUCAAUCCUACCCUCAAGACUCGAGACUUACCAAUCCUUGAAUUCUGCCCAAGCCCUACCAGCACCUGCAUCCAUAAACCCAGCAACAGAGCAGCAACAAGCGAAUUCAAACGCCUCAACCCACAUUUGCAACACAAUCUACAAGACUCAAGAUAAGCCACAAGCAAAAGGGCACUGCAUCACAUAUACCCGUCCUAAGGCCUAGCACGACCUAGCAUCCGCACACUUAUCUCUACAAUCCCCCAGAAUCAAAGCAAGCAACAUGGCAACCACCAAACCCUCACCUCUAACAACAACCACAACCACAACCACAACCACAACAACAACAACAACCAAAACCGAAACCAAAACCACAAUCCCAACCCCCAAAUCCCCCUCCCGCCUUGUCCCCCAAACCACAAUCACCCCCAAAUCCACCCUGCAAAAAACAAUAACCCGCCUCAAAACCCACCCAGCCCUCCCCCCACACCGCCGAAGAAUCUACCUGGCGCUGCUGUCCGUGCCCGCAGGGAGGUGGACGACCUAUGCGGCGCUCGCGAGACACCUGGACACCAGCCCGCGGGCGAUCGGGGCGGCGAUGCGCCUGAACCCUUUCGCGCCGGAGGUGCCGUGUCACCGGGUGCUGGGGGGUGCAGGCCGGUUGGUGGGGUACUCCGGUGGUGCAGGGGCGGCACCCGGGAAGGCGAGGGAGGGGGUUGGGAUGAAGAGGCGGUUGCUUGAGGGGGAGGGGGUGGAGUUUGACUCGGAGGGGGUGGCGAGGGGGGUUUGUUUUGUUGAGUUUGGGGAUCUGUAUUAAGUAUUAGGUUGAGGGAGGAUGAUAGGGAGUUGAGGAAGGAUGAUAGGGGGUUGGGAUGGGGUUGGGUAGGACUA